Molecule: messenger RNA, 1242 nt
Organism: Mizuhopecten yessoensis (Yesso scallop)
Lineage: Eukaryota; Metazoa; Mollusca; Bivalvia; Pectinida; Pectinidae
Product: visual pigment-like receptor peropsin
Exons: 3
Coding region: 60-1181 (373 amino acids)
Biological process (GO): G protein-coupled receptor signaling pathway
Cellular component (GO): membrane
Molecular function (GO): G protein-coupled receptor activity
Source: RefSeq, a predicted model, not a curated record
ACUGAUAAUGGAUCCAAGGAAAUAAUGGUGAUAUUGUAAAGCAAUACACGAUCCGCACAAUGAAUUCAUCAAUCUUCACAAACAUAUGUUAUCAAUGUUAUUUUAUAACAAGUGACUAUGAGGUGUUCCGAAAGGAUGUGUUGCAAGCUACGGCUAUUGUCAUGCUCUUCCUGGCACUGUUUGGAUCCCUUUUCAAUGGUUUGUUUAUAUACAUUUUAUUGAAACAUAACAUUGUGAAGACCAGAAACAAUAUUUACGUCAUCACGCUGUGUGUGUCCAGCAUAGGGAUCGCGGUUCUAGUUGUUCCGACGGUUGGCAUAGCGUCCCUAGAAGAUAAAUGGAUGUUUGGAGAAGUCGGUUGCGCAUUACACGGAUUCAUAAUGACAACGUUUGGACUCAUUCAAAUAUUUGUUCUGGCUGUUAUGUCGUUCGAAAAAUAUAUCAUAGUGGUCAGGAAUAAUUGGGACUCAUUUGUUUCAAAGAAUGGAACCCGAUUUACUAUCGCGGGAUGCCUGAUGUUGGGAGUUAUCCUCGGGAGUUGUCCGCUCUUUGGUUGGAACUCUUAUAAACUUGAGCUUCAAAGAACCUCCUGUUCAAUCGACUGGGGCGACAAAAGUAUCAAGUCACUUACUUAUACGUACUUGCUUCUUUUGGUGGGUCUCGUCGUGCCAGUUUCUGUCAUGUUUUUCUCAUACAUUAACAUCUACCUCGAGAUUAGACGGCAUAUCUUUAAUCUACAUAACGUGUUACGAAACAGUGGGAAAAGUUACGCCAACAUGCUGAAGAGAGAAGUCAAAGUCAUCAAGACGAUGUUUAUUCUUGUAUGUGCCUUCAUUUUCUCCUGGGUCCCAUACUCCGUUAUGUCUAUUUAUGCUAUGUUCAACGACAUCAAUUCUCUGGAUCCACUACUUUACAUGCUACCAACACUGUUCGCCAAAGCGUCUGUGAUCUGGAAUCCGAUAAUAUAUCUUUUUAUCAACAAGUCUUUCAAAAAAGCUCUCUUGGACAAAAUACCAAUAUUAAGGAAAUGCUGCUCCUGUCGGCUCUCAAAAGGUCGAAGGGAGCUUUUAAGUAACGAGACAGGACCAAGUCCUACAUACUUUAAGGACGGAAAAUCCUUUGACCAACAGCAUACUUUACGGACAUCAAGUCAGACUCAAAUGGCCAUCACGAUACUCUAGAUCAAACAACAACGAUCAUUUCAAUUCUGAAAAUACGAAAAGCUUCACUAAUUUAGCCAUC